AUGGUAAACAACCAGAUGCAACCUAUGGGCGCAUUACAGCCUGGUUUUCCUAAUCUUAAUAUGAUACCAAAAGACCACAAACUUCUGGUGGUAGAUAUAAAAGACUGCUUCUUUUCCAUACCACUAGCCCCGGCAGAUCGUCAGCGUUUUGCCUUUACAUUGCCUGUUCUCAACAAUGCUCAGCCAACGGAACGCUACCAAUGGGUUGUAUUGCCACAAGGUAUGAGAAAUUCUCCAACUUUAUGCCAGCACUUUGUCAAUUUAGCCCUAAAACCUUUUCGCCAGCGCCACCUAGAGGUUAUUUGUUGUCAUUACAUGGAUGAUAUCCUUGUGGCUGCACAGGACAUAUCAAUGGAAUUAUUAAAAGACCUUACAUCUGCCCUCACAGAUUUUGGACUGUGUAUUGCCCCAGAUAAGGUUCAGCAAACUUUGCCUAUGUUAUAUCUUGGACAUAAAUUGACACAACAAGCUGCCAUUCCGGUUGUUCCCCAAUUGUCUUUUCCUGCCCGCCUACGGCUGGUUGACCUUCAACAACUUUUGGGACACCUGAAUUGGAUUAAGAAUUACCUUAAUCUGCCUACUAGCACCUUGUCACCAUUGUUUUCUGCCUUACAAGGACACAAACUACCCGGAGAAGUCAUCCCAGUUACAGAAGAAAUGCUACAAGCCUUACAACAGGUUAAUGCUUUAUUAAGAGACCGAAUGGUGGAUCGCAUAGACACUCUGCACAAUGUGCAGUUAUCCUUGGCAAUUUUUUCCACACCUUUGCUGCCUACAGCCAUUCUCUACUCACAGAAAUCGGCUGCCCCCUCGGGUGUCAGCAUUGUGGAAUGGAUCCACCUUCCGCAUACUCCACCGCGUAACAUUUAUUCCUCUCCAGCGGCUGUAAUGGAUUUGGUAAUUAAGGGCACGCUCGAGCAAAAGCCCUCUCUGGACUGGACGUUGAAAAAAUUUACCUGCCUUUUUCACUCACAGAAACACAACACCUGAUUUCCACCUCCGUGGCUACUCAAGUAGCACUUGUGGAUUUUUUGGGAACCAUCACGCAUAAUCCCCCCUCUGAUCCACGCCUGUCUUUUCUUUCUCAAACUGUCUAUACUUUAAAAACUGCUCUUUCUCCAACCCCCAUCCCCUCUGCCCUUACCCUUUUCACUGAUGGGUCAAAAACGCGGGGGGUGGUAGCAUGGGAAGAGGGUGGAAAAUGGAAAACUGAAUUUACUGAGCAACAGAGGUCCGCCCAGCGGGCUGAACUUGCUGCAGUAAUCCUUGCCUUUCAACUCUUUCCUGACAAACCUUUUAAUUUGCUUGUUGAUACGCAAUAUGUGUAUCGCCUUCUGUCUUCCCUGCCUGUUUCUUAUAUCACGCCUGCGUUAGAUGCUGAUUUGUUUGUUCUUUUUCUACCUUGCAGUAUCUUAUUCAAGAACGCCGUCAUCCUUUUUAUGUUGCACACCUUCGUUCCCACACCAAUCACCCAGGGUUUUGGCUCAGGGAAAUGCCGUGGCAGACGCUGCACUGCGAUCUGAAGUGUUUUCCUUGUUUUCUGACCCUAUUCUCUCUCAUUCUACCUUUCACCAGCCUGCUAAAGUUUUGGCAAAAAUGUUUAAAAUCCCUAUUGCACAGGCACGAGACAUUGUCUCUCAAUGUUCUACCUGUUCUAAAGCUCGAACCAUGAUUCCUUUUGAUGCGGUGAACCCUAGGGGUACGUCCCCUCUUGCGGUUUGGCAGAUGGAUGUUACUCACACCCCUCUGCUCGCCCCAUUUUCAAAAGUUCACCUGACAGUGGACACCUCAUCUGGAUUUAUCUGGGCCACCCCAUUGAAGGGUGAGACCGCUCGUCACGUCAUUCAGCACACCCUGCGCUGUUUUGCUGUGAUGGGUAAGCCACAAAGCAUUAAAACGGAUAAUGGCCCAGCCUAUAUCUCCUCUCAGUUUUCAUCCUUUUGUGAUUUAUGGAAUGUGAAAUUAAUCCAUGGUUUGCCUUUUAAUUCAACAGGACAGGCGAUUGUGGAGAGGGCGCACUUGACCUUCAAGACACUGCUGUCCAAACAACUUGGAGGUCGAAAUGCCCCCUCCGCCGAGAUUCCUUCAAUCGUGCAUACUGUUUUAUUCACUCUUAACCAUCUUUUGUAUCCCCAUAAUAGGGAAUAUACACCGGCUGAGAUUCAUUUUCGAAAAGCAGAGCCUUUGGCUCGACCUCUUGUAUCUUACAGACAGCUACCUGAUCCAACAUGGCAUGGUCCUGUGCCACUCAUCUCCUGGGGACGCGGCUACGCGGCAGUGGACCUGGAUGGACGGCCUACCUGGUUACCAGCGCGCUGUGUGCGACCCUGGCGAGCUUCUGCCUCGGAAGUGAAAGCAGCAACGAGCCAUACUUCACCCUCUCUGGCGGACGUCGCCUUCCUGCAGCCCUGA
Molecule: messenger RNA, 2412 nt
Organism: Podarcis lilfordi (Lilford's wall lizard)
Lineage: Eukaryota; Metazoa; Chordata; Lepidosauria; Squamata; Lacertidae
Source: the annotation of a GenBank genome assembly